Messenger RNA from Mercenaria mercenaria, 2966 nucleotides. RefSeq lists its product as uncharacterized. The transcript has 2 exons. The record is from RefSeq and is a predicted model, not a curated record. The coding region runs from base 97 to 651 and encodes 184 amino acids. Lineage: Eukaryota; Metazoa; Mollusca; Bivalvia; Venerida; Veneridae.
UACAUUAUGUAAAUACUUGAAAUAUAUAUUUUCAGCAGUAUAUCAUCCAAAAAAUUGUAAGCAAGUACGGAUCUUAAAAUUCACAAUUAUAUUUAUAUGGUUUUCUACACUCAUCUUUCAUUUUCAUCAAAUUCAUCCAAAAUGGCUACAUACGUCAGGGCAUCGAUGAUCAUUUUUCUUUGUAUUUGUGGCUAUGCCAAACAAGAGGACGACUUUCUCGAGGCGAUAUCACAAUUAGAACUCUUUGUUAAAGACGUAAGACGCGAAAUGUUUGAAGUCAGAAACGAAAUUGAAUCUAAACUCUAUGACGUGAAAAGGAAAGAGAUCAACUUCUUACAAUACUAUUUCGAACUAAAGAAACAAAGUUCUAAAAAGAUAGAAAGAGCUGUUGAAGAAUCAGAGAAAAAAGUUGAAAAUUUGAUUCUGGAUUUAAAACACAAUAGCAGAGAUUUGAGACUAAAGGUUAAUCAGCUUGAAAUGAUAAACAACAGAGAGAUUGGAAAUGAAUUAUCACUUGCUGGUGCACGGAAUGUCCUAGCUAUUUCAUUCAGAGCAAGUGUUCCAGAAAAAACGCAAUUCGGAGGCGUGGAAAAAAUUAUAUUUACCAAAAUAUUGGAGAACGCUGGACAAGGUUAUUUCUUGCCUACCUAGCGGGGAAAGUAUACAUUUAUCCGAGCACGCGCCGGGGAUAGAUAUUCCUGUCUUUCCCUAGGGAAAAACCUUGUCUAAAAUAGCGUGCACUAAGGUGAAGUCACAUAGUACUGGUACCAUUGUGACGUCAUAAACUUUAUAAAUAAUAUCGGGAAAUACCCAAACCUAUUUGUCUCCACGAUCUAUUUUGAACAUGAUAGGCAAGAAAAAUGAUCUUACAUGUCUGCCUGUGUAAGACAGCUGUUUUCCCUACCCUCGGGACAGCAUGGAUAAAAAAAAACCUCGCUAAGGCUCGGUUUUCCAUUCCACACUGUCCCUCGGGUAGGGAAAAUCCCGUCUUACACAGGCAGGCAUGUAAGAUCCUUAUAGACAAUGAAACUGGUAUUUUGACAGCUCCUUUCACAGGGACAUAUUUAUUCACAUUUUACUUGUGUGAAGGAGGAAAUUAUGUUGAUUUGGCAAUAAUGAAGAACACAGAUGUAUAUAGCUGGGCAAGGUUCUUUCCUUAUCAUUCUUCCUGCUCGAAUUUGGAUUUUAUAACAACCAUGGAGCCGAGAGACACAGCAUAUGUGAAACAUAUUUCCUCGUGGGAUUAUCCGGUUAUAAACGACAGAAACGAACUUUCAAUUAUAUUCUCUGGUGUGCUGAUUUCAUAACAAAAUUUGCUGGUCUUACAUUUGAAAAGUAAAUAAAAUGUAAAAUGUUUCCUCCUCAAUUUACUUUAGUUGAUUAAUAUGUUUGAUUGACAGUAUGAAAUCAAAAACGUCUAAAUUUUAUCCAGUUAAAUAAAGGUGGCUAUGUGUUAUAUAUAUUAUACUACGAGGGGCGUUCAAUAUGUAAUGUUACUCCGUAUGUAGUUUCGUAACCGCUGUUUAUUUUUAAAUGCGGUUUGCGGCACAUUAUAGAGCAAUUUAUUGGGAACACAAUGCAAUAUAAAUUAUAAAAAUCAGCAAGUUCGAAGUUAAAAUAUAAUCAUUUAAGUGAGGUGUGUUCAGGUAUACUGGACCAUAAUUAUAAUCUAGGUUUGUCCUGGGCAUCCAGAAUCUCAGAAAAAUAGAAUAACUUGUAAAAUCACAAAAUUCUAUCAUUUUUCUAUGAGGUACAGCAGCUUGUGAUGCGUUUGUGUUUGUUUUAAACUAUCUAUUGCAUUUUUAAUUUUACAACACAACUAAAAAAAUCUAAACUUGAGGUUUAUUCCAUCUAGAAUGGGUGUUGAGAGCGAUUAAUCAAAGUUGCAAGAACUAGUUUCGCAAUAGAGAAUUAAGAUACUAAUAUCAACUUAAAAUACAAUAUUUUUUUAAACGAUGAUUAUCACGCCUGACAAAAUUGCAGAUAGAUCUACUUAUUGUACUCACCUUAUCACUUUUUGAGUAAAAAUAUACACACUCAAGUUAAAACUGCUAUAAACUUUUUUAUUUUAGUUUUCAUAUGUUUUUGUGAAGAUCAUGAUUUAUUUUAUCUGUUUAAACUGAAAAUUGAUCUAUAUAUAUAGUUCUAGUUGUUGAAUAGUAGAAUCAAGGAAUUGCUUAUUACAAUCUCAAUACUUUGGACAUAAAAUUGUCUAGUACACCCGAGUACACCUCACUCAAAUGAUUAUAUUUUUGCUUUGAAUCUACCAUUUUUUAUAGUUUAUAUAACAUUGUGUUGCCAAUAAAUUGUUCUAUAAUGUGCCGAAAACCGCAUCUAAAAAUAACAUGCGGUUACGGAACUACAUACGGAGUAACAUUACAUAUUGAACGUCCCUCGUAUUAAACUGUUACACUUUACAUAUUACUACUUGCUUUAUUGAAAAUUUGUAAGGAUUUUCUGUAAAAAAAAACAACUUUUAAUACACAUUUUACAUACACAGGAGUAAAAACGCAUCUCUUUCACAUAAUUAUGUUAUGAAUAAAUAACAAAAUCUGAAAUACUGUUGAAAAUGGCGUUAAAUCAAAACACAUUCACAUAUGUUUUAAAUAAAUAAGAAAAUCUGAAAUAGUGUUGAAAAUGGCGUUAAACCAAAAACCAUGAAAGGUUUGUUUCCUGUUUAGAAAAGGACUGCUCUCGUAAUUAUUUGUAAUUUAACUUUGAACAUAAUUUAUGGAUGAUCUUCUUUUAAUUACUUUUCAUUUUAAUCUUUUACCAAUAUAUUUUCAUGUAUGUAUGUAUGUAUGUAUGUAUGUAUGUAUGUUUUCUUUAUGUUUUUGUAAAGCACUUUUGAACGUACAUAUUUUGUAUGAAAAGGGUGAUAUAUAAGUUAGGUAUAAUAAUCAUAUCAUUUCACAAUUUAUUCAUUUUACUAAAACCUGUAUUUUAAGAAGAAUAAAAGUUUCAAG